This is a messenger RNA of Diabrotica virgifera virgifera (western corn rootworm), 1708 nucleotides long. Its product is annotated as juvenile hormone esterase-like. The record is from RefSeq and is a predicted model, not a curated record. The coding region runs from base 121 to 1689 and encodes 522 amino acids. The transcript has 7 exons. NCBI's taxonomy places the organism in Eukaryota, Metazoa, Arthropoda, Insecta, Coleoptera, Chrysomelidae.
GACUUGGCAACGAGGUGUUGAAACGUACCAACAGCUGUGAAUUUAGCAGUGAAAAUUGACUAAAAUUAGUGGGUGUAGUGCAUAUUUAAUUUAAAAAGUGACAGAACUUAUAUCGGAAACAUGGCUCCUGUGGUGCAACUAGCGGAGGGAAAAAUUUCUGGAGGCACUAAAACAGAUCUUCAUGGAGAAAAGUUUCAUUCCUUUUUAUGUAUUCCAUACGGAAAAGCGCCCAUAGGCGAAUUAAGGUUUAAGGCACCUUUACCAGUUGAACCAUGGGAAGGAAUAAAAAAAGUUCUCACAGAAGAUAAACUUUCAUUCCAGAAGAAUCCUCUUCUGAACACAUACUUUGGACAGGAAGAUUGUUUGUCUCUUCAUGUGUUUACAAAGAAACUUCCCAGUGAAGAAACCAAAUUGAAGCCUGUGAUGGUCUUCAUUCAUGGAGGAGGUUUUAUAGCCGGAUCUCAUGACACUAAGACACACGGCCCAGAACAUCUUUUGACUGAAGACAUAGUUCUCGUCACUAUCACUUACCGACUGGGUCUAUUAGGUUUUCUUAGUUUAAAAGACGAAUCACUGGACGUUCCUGGAAAUGCAGGUCUAAAAGACCAAGUACUGGCUUUAAAGUGGAUCCAGAGAAAUAUAAGAAAUUUUAAUGGAGAUCCCAAUAACGUUACCAUAUUCGGAGAAAGUGCAGGAGCAGGUUCUGUUGAAUAUUUACUUUUAUCUCCUUCAGCGAAAGGAUUAUUUCAUAAAGCCAUAAUGCAGAGUGGGUCCACAUUGAAUCCGUGGGCUCUAGGAAAUUUCCCACUUUCCGAGUUUGCCCAGUUUCAUGGAAAAGCAAAUAUGACUGAAAAGGAACUUUUGAAAAGUUUGAGAGAUAUACCUGUUCAAGAGGUUUACGACCAACAAAAUAAUUUUGUGAAGUCAAAAAAACGAUUUUCAGACCUUUGUUUGAUAUCUCCAGUGAUAGAAAAACCCAACCCAACAGCAUUUUUAACAAAAAAACCUAUCGACAUCAUUAAAUCAGGGAAGUACAACGAUGUGCCUGUGAUAACUGGUUACAAUGAUGGUGAAGGUCUUUUUGCUGACAUCAUAGGGACACUUAAAAUGGUUGAUGCAGAAGUGAUAACGGAUACACCUCUCGAACAGAUGCUGCCAUACCAAAUGAAUUUUACAGAUACACAGCAAGUCAAGCGAUUAGUUGAGAAGUUAAGAAAUUUUUAUCGUCCAAAAGAUGAUCCUAUUGGCCGAAUUAAUCUCAUAACGGAUGCCCUCUUUGCUGCUGGAAUAAAAAUUUCUGCAAUAAGUCAAGCGAAGGUGUCAAAAAAUCCUGUAUAUUUUUAUAGAUUUAAUUUAAAUGGACGCCUUAACUUCAUGAAGAAAAUGGUUAAUGAUCAACGUCCAGGAGCAUGUCAUGCAGAUGAACUGGGAUACCUAUUUAAAACUCCAGUGGCGGCAGAUCUGAAGGACGAAGAUAAAUCUUCGAUAAGAAAAUUGGUGACGCUGUGGACCAACUUUGCCAAAUUCUCUAACCCAACUCCACCAGGAAAUAAUCUUAAUAUUGAGUGGAAGCCAAUACAGAAGGAUCAGUUAAAUUUCUUAGAUAUUGGAAAACAACUAAAGAUGGAUUUUAAUCCAGAUCCAGACAGGAUGAGCAUUUGGAACGAGAUUUAUCAGUGUAAUAAAUAAUAAAUUUAAUUUAAAAAAA